Pocillopora meandrina is the source of this 4845-nucleotide messenger RNA. NCBI's taxonomy places the organism in Eukaryota, Metazoa, Cnidaria, Anthozoa, Scleractinia, Pocilloporidae. The record is from the annotation of a GenBank genome assembly.
AUGCUUUAUCAAGCCCUGUAUCUUCUAAUGUUGUACUCCAAAAGUCAUGUUUCAGAACAGAAUGAUCAUGAAACUGCAGCUAUGACUGACCUUCUUUCAAGACUUUUGUGUUCAAACCCUUGUACCUGGAAUGGGAAUACGUUACUGCACUUGGCUGCGUGGCAUGGAACUCCUUUUAUAGUAUGUAGCUCAUAUGAUCGUGAGCACAGAAUGUGCGGCGGAAUGUUCAAGCCUCCCUGUCUUGAGACCAUGAGGCUAAUUUUACAUGCAGGUUGUGAUGUGAAUGCCAUGAACAUUGAGGGAAAUACUCCUCUACAUUUAGCUGUUACUUUUAAGCCAGGACCAGGACAAGAAGAUGUUUUGAAAGAGACACUGGACUUGUUGUUGCUGUUCGGUGCAGACACAAAGCUUGAAAACAACAGUGGUCGAAUGGCAAUGGACUGCUGUGAGACUGACGAGGCCCAAAGGAUCCUGAGUGCCAUGGACAUUGAUGUCAGAAAUGUAAGAAAAUUUUAAUUUUAAGUUAUGAUUCUUUAAAAUCAUCACAGUGACCAAUUCAUUUACUACAUCAUGCCUGUCUGCCUAUCUACUGCUUUGAUGAUUUUUGAACCAUCUUGAUGUAGUACAAUCCAUUGUAAUGUUGUGACAGCCUAAAGGAGCUAUUUGAAGAUCAGUUUGUGUUUUUGGAAUGUCAUUUGACUGAAACUUAUCCAGGUAACUUGUUUACAUGCAUUUGUUAUGGCACGACUAGUAACACUGAUCAGGUUUCAUGCUGGAGAUUUACUGAAAACUGAUACCUGCAAGUAGAUGAUAUUUUCAGGUUUUGUCACGCGUGAUGUAAAAGUCACCCCUUGCUUUAAACGUAGGCAUGUAACACAUGGUAACAUAAAUGCAAAAGUAAUUUUUCAGGAUUGAUUGGGUAAGGGAGCUAGGGACUAUUAGACAUCUCUUUUUGACAGGUCACUCGUUUCCAUUAUGUAUAUACAUGCUUUUCAGAUCUCACAUAUACCGGUAGCAUUUUCACUUUCCCAAUGGUGUGGUACCACUUUUGAUCAUCAGACUACAAUUUUUUACUGGAGCUUCCAUAGCGACCCUAACAUGCAACCCUUCUUGCAACCAACUAAGCGACAAAGUGAAAUUAUAACAUAGCUAGUAAAUUUGUCCAAUCAAAUUCAAUUGUGCAAGCAUGCUUCAUAUUCCUAUUGUGCAUGCUCAUGACAUCAGCAAGCAAAUCUCUCAAGAAAAAAAUUUUCCAUUGGGUUGAAAAUGUUAUAAAACAAUCGGUUCAUACAUCAGCUACGCCUCGAGCAACUCUUACGCAUCUUUUGUGCACUCAAAACUUCCUGCAUGCUUCAUAUCUCGAUGAACACACACUAACGUAUGAACAAAUUGUUAAUCAACGUCUGCACUAUGUUUUCAUGUAGCUUUGUUUUGGUCUUUUUCAGUGCCAUAAAACUCAUUUGAAAUGUUGAAAGGCAUCAAGGUGAAAAAUGUUUGGAGUUAAUACUUCAAUUGUGUCUAGCCUUGUUUUUUUAAAAAAAAAAUUACUAAAAAAGUUUGAAAGCUCAUCAAUCAAGACUCAACUCAAGGCUCAAACUAGUGAUGGUCAAAGCUCUGAGACAGGAAAGAAAUUGAUUUGAAACUUACAGUAAUGGUUGCGACAUUGUGCAUAGCGUUUAACAAGUAUGAUGUGUGUAGUCUGUACAAUUAUACUUUUAAAAUUGCUUUGGUUUCCUCUAAGUGGGUAUAUCUUCUCCCUUUUCACUAAGGAUGAAAUGCUUGCAAGCGGAAGUGGCAAAGAAAUAGACAAGGGAUUUCAUAUAGGAAGGCAAAACGACCUAAACCAGAACUAUCAAGAAGAGACUGAGAGGCUAAGAUCAACAAGCUCUGGUGGUAAGCUAUAAGGGUGUCAUCUUUAGGUGAUUAAGCAAAAUGCAAUUUAUAAAUGGAUGGGCAGCUUCCCCAUGGUACAUGGGGAAAGACAUAAAAGUAAAUGCUGUAUUUGAACUGUUGUCAGCAACGGAAAGAAUGCAUCAGUCGACUGUCAUGAAAAAAGAAGGAAAAAAUUUAUCUUUAACUGGCAAAGCAAUAGAUUUGUAAUUUCAUUUAUUAACAUGAGGCCAGACCAUGGAUAUAACCAGAGAGGGGGUGACAAGAAACUAAAAUGAUUUAAAACAACCAGUUAAAACACCAAGUAACAUUGAGUACUUAUUCUUGGUAUGUCAAGCCUAAAAAUAAAAUGAAUUCAGAGGGAUUUUAUGAAAAUAAGACAACUAUGAAUAUUCUGUUUUUAAGAUAGAUUUUCUCUCGGUAUAACAGUUAACCUCAGAAUGAAAAUGGUUAUUUUCAUUUCUCUAAGAACAAUUGAGGAAGUUGAGACGAAAUAUGAAAUAUGUCCAAGGGCAACUAAGAGAAAGAGGUGGAAAACUGAGGGAGAUGACAAAGCAGUUGACAGAUGUCAAAUGGCAGUUACGAACAAGGGAUGCAGAAUUGAGAGGGAUAAGUAAAGAUGUGGAAAAUGGUGCAGAGCAGGUACAAAAGAGAGAUGAACAACUGACAGAGAUGAUACAGCAGCUAAAAAAUGUUGAAGGGCAGCUACAAGAGAGAGAUGGACAACUGACAGAGAGGACACAGCAAUUGACAAAUGUUGAAGGGCAGCUACAAGAGAGAGAUGAAAAACUGACAGAAGUAACACAGCAAUUAACAAAUGUUGAGGGGCAGCUACGAGAGAGAGAUGGACAACUGACAGAGAGGACACAGCAAUUGACAAAUGUUGAAGGGCAGCUACAAGAGAGAGAUGAACAACUGACAGAAGUAACACAGCAAUUAACAAAUGUUGAAGGGCAGCUACGAGAGAGAGAUGAACAAAUGAGAGAAAUGAAACAGCGGUUGACAAGUAUGGAAAGACAAUUAGAAGAGAGAGAUGGAGAACUGACAGAGAAGACUCAGACUUUCACAAAUGUUGAAGGGCAGCUACAAGAAAAAGAUGAACAACUGAGAGAGAUGAGAAAGCAAUUGAAAAAUUUUGAAGGGCAGCCACAAGAGAGAGAUGGACAACUGACAGAGGUGACAGAGCAGUUGAGUAAUGUCUAAGGGGAAUUACAAGCAGAGGCUGACAAAGCUAAAGAUUUACAGGACUUAGCUGACAGCUUAGAAAAACAACUGAAUGACCAUCCCUACUCAACUAGCCAGAGGAAGGAACUUUAGUCUAUUUGUAAGAUGAAAUCAAAUCAUCUUCUUUAACACGUGUCAAUUAAUCUAUCAUUCAAAAAUUAAAUCCUUUUAGAUGAUGAAAAAUUGCACAAAUUACAAGGAAGCCAUACCUCUCUUCAUAAAAAUAAGUAACCUCACAAAACAUAAUUUUCUGAGGUCUAAAAAUUAUCAUGUAACUUUAUCAUACACAAUGUAUAUAUAUGUGUCAAUAGGAAGUCUAUGUUUCGAUUUUUCCAUAUUACAGUGCUCAAUAUGUAGUAGCAGAGUGUGAUCUGAAUCGAGUUAGGAAAAAACAAAGAGACUACGCUUCAUCCUGUAGUCCAGUAAAACACUACUAGUAUCUGGAAGGCACAGGUUGGAAUCCAGACAAAGCCUGAAUUUUUUCAGGCUUUUUUUCUAUGAUUUCCCCAGUUGCAGCUCACUUGCACAGAUCAUCUCUUUGCUUGUAUUUCAGGUCAAGUUAAAGUGUGAUUUAUUUCAUAUCACUAAUAUCAUCAUAGAAAUACCAUUGCAGGGUUUUCAUUAAGAGAUACAGAAACUUGAGAAAAGUUUAUUAGUAAGUAACAGGAUAAUUUUUUCCAGGUCUUGAAAAUAACAACUUAGGUCAUCAAAAUUUAGCCAGAGAAUCCUGAGUAGUAGCCAGUCAAUUUUUCUGAUCUACUAUGCAUAAAGAACACCUUUCCAUUCUUCAGUGGAAGGCCUUAUUGUCUUACAUAUCUAUCCUACAUUUACAUGACAAGGAUCAAAGUAAGUGUAUUUCAGGCCAACAAGCAGUGAAGGUUCACAUAGGUUCUGCCACAUCCAGACACAACUCUUGCACAAUUGUUUUGUUCACUUGCUUGAGUCUAACAGGCUUUGCUACCCAUUACUUAGGGAUAGACCAAAGAGGAGGAUAAUUCUCAAGUUUCAAGAUUUUUUCUUCAAUAUUUUGAAGGUAGAAAUUCUACUUAAUAAUUAUGAAUUGUAUUAGUUUUCUCUUGUACUAUUUUGCAUGUGCCUUGACCAACCAGCCAAUUAGAUUUAAAACUAACUCUAAUUGCUGCUUGGUCUCUACUGUUUAGUGCAUUUCAAGCAGUUUGCCAGUUUUUACUUUUAGUUCUUACUGUCAAUAAUGAUGUCAAUCUUUCUCUUAUUGGCAUAUGUGAUAACUUUGGUUUCAGUUUUUUGACUCUCAAGGGCAAAACUUCUCCAAAUCAUCAUUUAUAAACAAGGGGAAGAUCAAUUUAGAUAAGCAAGAAAAUCCCACUUGCAGAUUAAUUCCCCAUGGUUUGAUAGAUAAAUAUUUUGUCUUAUCUCAUCCAUCAUAUAAUCUAAAGAAGGUGUUAAUAGUGACUGCUUUUUGUUAAAUAUAAACUCUUCAUCAGCCAACUGGGGGUAGAACAUCCAACUGACAACAACUAUUCUCUUGACUCUGAAAUUGACUUCCACUCAGGUUGUCGAAAUGUCAGUCACCACUACCAACAACAGUCCUUCUCAGGACUACACUCACCCAGACAAUCAGACUACACAAUCACAGCUCUCUCUUUGUUGACGAGGUAAAUUGCUUUCAAAAACCUCCCUACAUUAUGCACCAUAACUUUUUAACAAUGGUGCGUUUGGAUCAAUGCAACAAGCCACAGCAACAUUCCCUGG